CUUGCGCACCACGGUCCACUAUCCUCAAUGCUCAGGCUACUUGCAAGUAGGAGAGCGCUGGCAGUCGCCGCCGUUGCGGUUGGCGUGCACGAGGCACACGAGAAGCUGCCUAUUUACCCCACUCCUGAAGCGGAGGUCAUUCUAGUAGAGACUCCCUCAGAACUUGAAAAGCAAAUUGCCGUUGCGCGGCGCGCGGUAACGGGCACCUACCUGGAUGCGCGCAGUAGGGUCCAGGAGGUCGUGUCGCGUUGGAUCGGUGUAGAGCAGGCCGUAGAAUCAAGAGUGAAGUCGCUAGUCGCCCCUGACGAGCCUCUUACUCCUGGUGUUCUCUACGUCGGCGUCGCAACUCUCACCGGCUCCGUCCUUGCCCGGAACCGUCUCUUCUGGCGGCUCACCCUUCCUCCUACCCUCUUCCUCCUUUCGCUCAACCACUUCCUUCCCAAGACUUCGCAUAACGUCUCACAGUACCUCGGCUCGCUCGAGGAGGCCCACUUCCCCGCGCUCGCGGAGAAGCACGAGAUCGCGAAGGCACACAGUGCUAUGACGUGGGAGCGCGUGAAGGACGCGACGCGGAACAGCCGAGAGACGGUCUCGGAUAGUGUUGCGGCUCUGCUCGGGAAGAUCGAGGGGGCGUCGGGGCUGAAGUUGCGGGAGACGCUUGGGGUGAAAGGACGGGAGCAGGUUCGAGCGGUGGAGGGGAAAGCCAUAGAGGCUGUGCAUGCGGUUGAGAAGGAGGUUGAGGCUGCGAAGGUCGUGGUUGAGGAGAAGGGGCAGGAGGUUAAGGAGGCGACACAGAAGAAGGUGGACGAGGUGAAGCGACUGGUUUGAGCCGAUUCACCUGCCUUGCGGACCACUCCCCCAUUUUGCGCUCGCACGUAAGGAAAAGCUAGAUAUGUCUCAUUACAUAUUGACAUCCACCGCUGACAUUGCGAGUCAACUUAGUCAGAUCUAUGUAGGCCGUUUCUGAACGAGGGAUUCGAGGCGACGUCAUAUCUCCCCCUGAUUCUAUAAAUGCCGCCACCUGGUGUCAGCUAGGCGCUUUCGCAUCC
This is a messenger RNA of Dichomitus squalens LYAD-421 SS1, 1049 nucleotides long. RefSeq lists its product as uncharacterized. Gene Ontology annotation, cellular component: MICOS complex; mitochondrial crista junction. Lineage: Eukaryota; Fungi; Basidiomycota; Agaricomycetes; Polyporales; Polyporaceae. The record is from RefSeq and is a predicted model, not a curated record. Gene Ontology annotation, biological process: cristae formation. Bases 28 to 828 code for a protein of 266 amino acids. The transcript has 4 exons.